Pistacia vera is the source of this 2637-nucleotide messenger RNA. RefSeq names its product probable serine/threonine-protein kinase WNK4. Bases 538 to 2358 code for a protein of 606 amino acids. The transcript has 7 exons. NCBI's taxonomy places the organism in Eukaryota, Viridiplantae, Streptophyta, Magnoliopsida, Sapindales, Anacardiaceae. The record is from RefSeq and is a predicted model, not a curated record. Gene Ontology annotation, biological process: intracellular signal transduction; protein phosphorylation. Gene Ontology annotation, cellular component: cytoplasm. Gene Ontology annotation, molecular function: ATP binding; protein serine/threonine kinase activity.
AAAGUUGCUUUUCUCUUCUAAAUUCCAUUCUUCUCCCAACUUUUCUCUCUUAUUUUUUGCUUUAAAUCUUCACUUUUUUGGGCCUAUUUCACCACCACAAAAUGCUACAAAACAAGGGCGGCCACAGAUACUUGAAGUUCGAUCACGACGACUCCCUCUUCAGUAUUUAGAUUCCUAAACUAUCCUACUUUUUCUUUAACCAAACCCGGCCCUUUUUAACUCAAAACAUCUUACUCAUUGCCUUAUCAAAUGUUAGUAAAAUAUAAUCAGCAAUUAUUCACACGUGCGGUUCUGGAGAUGGCAUGGAUCAUCCUAAGGAUUGACUAUUCUAAGCUUUUCUGGCUCCUCUUUCGUGUCUUCUCAUAUGAAAAUCAUGAGGGAAAGACUCGGAUUUAAUUUCUCUCUUCCUUAUUCAUACACCUCUCUUCAUUUAGGUGCUUAUAAAAACAUAUUAUAUAUAUAGUUUGAGUUUGAAUUUUUACGUUCGUUUCUUUUCCAAGUUUUCUGGGGAUAAAAAAGUUUUCAAGAGAGCUAAAGAUGUACAGAAAGCAAGCUGAUGAAGGCAAGGCAGAGAUUGGAUACGUCGAAACCGAUCCUACUGGUCGGUAUGGUCGAUUAGAUGAAGUUCUUGGCAAAGGAGCAAUGAAAAAAGUGUACAAGGCAAUUGAUGAGGUGUUUGGAGUGGAGGUGGCAUGGAACCAAGUUAAGCUCAAUGAGGUGAUGCGUUCACCGGAUGAUUUGCAGCGUUUGUACUCUGAAGUUCACCUCCUCAGUACACUCAAACAUGACUCCAUCAUUCGAUUCUACACCUCUUGGAUCGAUACACAACAUAAGACCUUUAACUUCAUCACAGAAAUGUUUACUUCAGGAACUCUCCGCGAAUACCGGAGAAAAUAUAACAGAGUAGACAUUCGAGCAAUUAAGAGUUGGGCACGCCAAGUGUUGCAAGGCCUAGUAUAUCUACAUGGCCAUGACCCUCCUGUAAUUCAUAGAGACCUAAAAUGUGACAACAUUUUUGUGAAUGGUCAUCUUGGACAAGUGAAGAUUGGUGAUUUAGGACUUGCGGCAAUUCUUCGUGGAUCAAAAUCAGCUCACAGUGUUAUAGGCACUCCGGAGUUCAUGGCGCCGGAAUUGUAUGAAGAGGAUUACGAUGAACUAGUUGAUGUGUACUCAUUUGGGAUGUGUGUUUUAGAGAUGCUUACAUGUGAAUAUCCAUAUAGUGAAUGUACCAAUCCAGCACAAAUUUACAAGAAAGUUACCUCGGGGAAAUUACCGGGAGCAUUUUACAGAAUUCAAGACUCGGAAGAACAAAGAUUUAUAGGGAAAUGCUUGGUUACAGCCUCAAAGAGAUUGUCUGCAAAAGAACUAUUGCUUGAUCCAUUUUUGGAUUCUGAUGAGGCUAAAUUGUUGUCUAAAACAAAGCAAAUUCCAAAGCCCUUUUUGAAUGAAAAGGAAAUGGAGAAAUUGCAGUUGAGUGAUGAUCGUUCAAGGACUGAUAUGACCAUCACAGGCAAACUUAAUUCUGAAGAUGAUACCCUUAUUCUGAAAGUCCAAAUUGCUGAUAAAGAUGGUUCUGGAAGGAAUGUAUAUUUUCCCUUUGAUAUUGUAAAUGACACACCAUUGGAAGUGGCAAUGGAGAUGGUGAAGGAGCUGGAAAUAACUGAUUGGGAGCCAACUGAAAUAGCAGAAAUGAUUGACGGGGAAAUUUAUGCUUUAGUACCACAUUGGAAGAAAUGGGAUUUGCCUCAUUCUGAAGCUUACCAUACAUUUAAUUACAAAGAUCAUGAAGAUGAUGAGCCAAAUCAUCCUUUGUACUCUUACUCAUCUCGUUCAUCAUCUCAGGUUUCAUUGCCAGGCUUGAUCACACAUAGCUAUAAUUGGCUCCAAGAUGAUUUAUUUGAUGAUACAAGCUCUCAAAGUUCUUCACACUCAGGAACAUACUCCAACUUGAAUUAUUAUUCUGGAGAUGAGCAUCAUCAUCAUAUGAUCAGCCCCAGUAGGUCAGAUCAUAAACAAGUCACAUUCUCAAGACCUCAUCAAAACUCAACAAGAUUUUGCCCUGAAGAAAAUAUUAGUAUUCCCUAUAGACAGUGCAAAGUUCUACUUGAUUCUCAUUCUCAUGGAGCUGCUUCUUCUAAAUCUAAAAGGGUAACCAUGGACACUCGAAAAUUAACGAGGAACUGUUCCCUGGUAGACAUUCGUAGCCAAUUGCUUCACCGAUCGUUGGUCGAAGAAAUUAACAAGAGAAGGUUGUUUAAAACAGUUGGAGCUGUGGAAAAUAUUGGGUUCCAAGCACCUUGUGAGGUUUCUCAUAAAAAGGUGUCAAAAAAGAUUUCAAAGCAGAAGCAGAAGAAUUAGAAUCUUAAUUAGCUAGCUGAUCUCUUGAAAUAUUAAAGCCAUGUUUGAAGAUGGAGGAUCAAAUAAAAUGCUUCACAAUUAUUGGCUGAAAUGACAAGAAGGUAUGUAAAUAAAUACAAUUGAUCAGCCAGUACUAUAAGUUAAUUUUGGGUUGAUAAGUUUAGUUUUAGGUACAACUGAGUGUGAAUAGAUGUGUAUGGUGUGUGCUGUAUGAAUAAAACUUUGUAAUGAAACAAUAAGAUUAUAAACAACGAAUAUGAUGCAUUUAUUAAUCCCUUU